Messenger RNA from Nematocida parisii ERTm1, 572 nucleotides. RefSeq lists its product as uncharacterized. NCBI's taxonomy places the organism in Eukaryota, Fungi, Microsporidia. The record is from RefSeq and is a predicted model, not a curated record. The transcript has a single exon. Bases 259 to 498 code for a protein of 79 amino acids.
CUUCCCUCCAGGCGCAAGUUUAUUUAUAUUGCAUAAAUAGCCUAGUUUAUACUAAUAGGGCAAAUCUACUGCUCUUAUAUAGCCCGAAAUGCACUCUGUAAUAACUUGAAAUUACUUUGAAAACAUGUAAUGUAUCUGUGGUGCGAUGUAACCCGAAUAUAACCCGAAUUUUCAAAUCAACUAUAUCGAUCUAAAUAAUAUAUCAGUUCAAUAAACCAUGAGACUGACAUAGAUUUGUUAUGUAAUCUAUAAAAAGAUAUGAAAGAUAGGACAAAAAAUAUGAGUGCUGAAGAAAGAACAAGAGAGAUUAAAGAAGAAUUAUACAUUGACAGAAACAGGAUAGGAGAAGCAUACAAGAAGAUACUUAGGUCAAUGCCUCUAGAGGCCAGUCCCAACAGAAACAAAUUCUUGCUUGAGCUGGGUGCCUUUCCUAAGAAGAAAUCCUUUAAGGAGAAGAUUACCAGCAAAUUAUCCAAAUGGUUUAAUCGAUCAAAGUAGUUUUAAUUAUACGGCUAUCCAACCACUGCUGCGUAUAAUUGCCAUAGCCUACCGUUACUCACACACUGCAGAGG